Messenger RNA from Cydia strobilella, 4270 nucleotides. Its product is annotated as protein expanded-like. Gene Ontology annotation, biological process: positive regulation of hippo signaling. Lineage: Eukaryota; Metazoa; Arthropoda; Insecta; Lepidoptera; Tortricidae. The annotation marks the transcript as partial. Gene Ontology annotation, cellular component: cytoplasmic side of apical plasma membrane. The transcript has a single exon. The record is from RefSeq and is a predicted model, not a curated record.
AAAUCGAAAUCGUUGAAUCUUCAUCACAAUCAGCAUAAUAAAAACGAACAAAGAAUAUCAGUAAUAUCAACAACAAGUUCAAACACUACAUCAGGAAUUGUCAGUGACAGAGUGCAAUCUGAAGACGAAUUAGAGAUAAUGAUCGACUCGCCUCCCGCUCCAUCCACAGAGAGUUUGGCAUUUGCCCAUUUAUUAGAUAGUUCAAACUCAUAUUUCCUACGAAACGAUUCUCAGAACAGCCAUUUAUUACACAAAACAACGUCAUUACAGCUACGUAAACCGAAGUUACAUCAAUCUAAAAGUAUGGAUGAGAAUGAAUCGUGUAAAUUAGAUACUACUUCAGAAAUUGUGUUAAAUAAUCUGGUCGAAACUGUGUCGCUACCCGAUCAAAGCUUAAGCGAGUCAAAAACCGAUAGCCCUGUCAACAAAUCUAAAUGCACGGGAUCGCAGUGUUCUUCAUCUUGCAGUACGGUAGUUAUGGCGCGAGCUGGCCUUAGUACAUUGAGUAGAGCAUCUAAUACAAGCAGUUUAGAACUAGGCUUCAGCCAUACAGCACAAAAUUCAAUGUUGAGUGAUAACAGCACAGUUGGAAUAGAUGUGGAAUAUUCUCAAGAUACCGAGUCAGCGCUGUACGAUGGCUUGGGUCAGCCUGUGACAAUAGCGGCCUCGAGCGAAACGAGUGGAGUUUACACAAUGGGUAGUUCAGAGCUAACUGCACGAUCAAAAAUUGGAAUCCAUUCAGAAGGUAGUAGAACCGAGUAUGAAAGUUCUCAUUAUAGCUACAAACCAUCAGAAGAAAACGAUCUUGCUGCAUUUGACAGCGUUUCGUCAAUAUUAAAAAACAAAGCAGAACCUAGUCACUCUACAGGACCUCUUAGAUUACAGGCGUCUCUAUUAGAUGUGGAUUGUGUUGAUGGCGAUGCAAAGUAUACAAAUCAAAAGCAUGAUGACAAAGAAAAUAUUUUUAGGGAACGAUCUAACUCCAAUGUCAGUGCCGUAUCUUUUCAUGGCGACGGCAGCGACCCUACUGACCAGAAACAUAAUUUACUUAGUGCUAGUGAAUUAAGUGACUUAAUAGUUGGACGAGGAGUAUAUCCUAAAAGUCAAUCCGUCAGUGAUACGUUAGACUCAGUAUCAGAUUAUGUCAGGUUACCUGUGCCGUUUUCUGGUGACAGCUACAUCCAAGGUCACGAAGAUACUGCUCCAUCUGAUGAUAACUACCCAAACGGUUCCUUUUUCGACCGACCACCAACUCCGCCAACUAGAACUGAUAGCAGAAAAGUUUUUAAUUUAUCUCUCCCGAACAUAUUGGACAUUGAUCGGGAUCAAGUGAUGUCAUCCAUACCUGAGAAACCUCCACCACCACCAUACGACUAUAAUCACAAAACUGUUCCUGCGCACACAUCUACAAACACAAAAGCUCCUCCUGCUUACCCCGUUUCUAUAAGCAGUCGUGGGUCUUUUAAAAAUUACGCAGAAAAAGAAGAAGUAGCCGCUAGAGUCGUAACAUCUAAGCCUAUGAUAACGAUACUAAAAGCCGAAGCAGGAGAUGUAAAUACACCAAGCGAAAGAACCUUCGCUAGUCCUAUGGUGAUGGAACACAGAUUUCAGAAAUCGAAACGGCAUCAAGCUUCCAGCCGUAGAGCCGGGCGGUCAAAGCUAGCUCAAGGGAUUAGCAGUCUAUCCCCAUCAAGAGAAAUGCCCUCUCAUGUAGCAGACGCUAAUGUCCUGGUGGCAAUGAUGAAACUGCCGCCGCCGCCCCCUCCCCGCCGCACCCGACUACCUCCGCCACCGCCUAUAGCCCGCCUGCCGCCUCCGCCUCCACCACAUAAUCCCAUGUUUCAUCAACAGCUUUAUAGCGACGUCGACUACGUUUACUAUCCUUUACAAGAUCCGACGAUAUCCCAACAAAACUACCUCGAUCACAAAUUUUCUGAACCCCGUGUUUCAAAUAUGCACAAGAGCGGCCUACAAUAUAGAAGUACGCCGUUUUUAUCGACGAACAUGUCGACGUCAUCCAUGUACGGAUCCAUACAGAAUCUAUCAGACUCUUAUAUUCAAUUGCCUGGAAAUCGUUCAAGUUGGUAUUCCUUAACAUCCAGAACAUCACUUAGUAAUUACUCAGUUAACCUGGAACGUCCACAGUUACCAAUCCGAACACCGGAAAUAUCCAAUUUCCCGCGAACCAAGUCGGACGACAACCUGUUAAACCCAAGGGAUCCGCCGCCCAUUCGCUCGAGGCGUAUGCCACCGCCGCCUCCGCCGCCCUAUGAACAUAAAAAGAAGCUCUCGGCGCCGCUUAGGGAAGUCAACAUUUCUAACACUGGCGCAAAUGUGAUGAGUGAAAUUAGUAAAGUAAGAGACGCUAAUGGUGAUCUAGACAUAAAAACUCUUCGUGAAAAAAGUAAAAAUUUAGAUCUGCCACUGAUCGCCGCGUUAUGUAACGACCGGUCGUUAUUAAAGCAAACAAAAGCAUUUGGUGUUCCUAAGUUGCAUAAACAAAUAGUUAGUGAAAGUGAACGAAAGUGUACCAAGUCUGUUUUAAACACCACCGAUAAUCUAGAACUUAAGAAUAACAACAAACAGGAAGGUAACGCAAGAAUGUCAAUGACAGGGUCGCAAAAGAAAAUUUUAAUAAGAAAGCCGACAGACAAACUUCCCGCGUUACCCAGUUCCGACACUCACACCCCUAGAGCUUUGUCGAACACUUACGUAAUGCAUCCAAGUGUAAAAGUAAAGAAAAUCCAACCCAGCUCAUGACACGAUGUGCCGACUUGACAUCGUAAUUUAGGCUUUACUAUUUGUGAAUACUUCCAGUGCUAUGAAUUGAGCUUUUCUCCACCGACCUUACGCAAUAAGACUGAUUAAAAGUCCUUAUAGACCUAUCUACUAGUUAUAUUAAGCACAGUUACAAUGAUAUCACAAUUAUUCACAUUUUUUAAAAUAUUAGGUUAUCAGAAACAUUCCAAUUUUCGAGAAUAUCUGUACCUAAUAGAUGAUAAUACUGCACAUUAGAUACAUUUUAUAAGUAAAAUUCAAGUUAAAAAUAAAUGAAAUGUCAUUGGCCGAGUAAGUAGGUAUGAUGAAUUUGUGCCAUAAACAAACAGUCAGGCUUAUCGGUAAUGUGUUAGGUAUGUUUCACAGGCCCUUAUUAAUAGACAAUUGAUGCCUUAUGAACGAUCUAAGAUUAACCAUAGUUGAUAAACAAUUACCUAUUUCCUUAAAGUUAGACCCAGAAGUCUGCAGAGAUUUUGACAGCACACGCAGGGCCAGUGUUAUUUAUACGUCAUAAUUUCAUAUAAGUUUGACGUUUAAAAUAACACCUGCACUGCGUGUGCUGUCAAAAUCUCUGCAGACUUUCUUGGUUUGACUCUAUUGCUGUCUGGCUGUUUUAUUCAAUCAAUGUAGAUUUUCAAGAUAAUAACCAUUUCGCAUUAAAACACGAAAAUCGUUAUACACGGUGGCUAUAAAAUAAGUGCAUUCCCGUUGCCAAGGAGGUUUUGGGAUUAUAUUGAGUAACUUUUACUAUGUGACCAAUCACAAAAUUGCGAAAAAAAAUUUGGCUAUUUCAUACAUUUUGGCUGGUCCAUUUUCUAUGGGAGGGUAAUUUUUUUUGCGAUUUCGUGGUUGUUCCUAUAGUAAAAGUUGCUCAGUAUGAUCCCAAAACCUCCCUGGCAAUGGAAAUGCACUUUUUUUUAGCCACCCUGUAUAUUGAAUAAUUUACCCUUAACUACAUUAUACCUUUCAUUUCAAAUAGGUAGUAUAUAACUUGUUUUUUAAUUUAAAAAAAAACGUAUUUGUGCAGUUGCUUCUAUCAAAAGCUAUGAAAACCUAUUUAUAUAGGUAGCAUCAUUGUUUGCAUACAAAUAAAAAAACUCUAUAUACCACCAGCCACGCAACGCACGACCUUGUCUUGUAAAAGUUGUUUUCUCGUAUGUAUUUUUGUUUUCCUAGAUGUUCAAGUGGUCAGUUUUAUGGUUAUACACAUUCCCUUUACCUAUUUGUAAUAAUAAAUACUCGCAGUUUUAAGAAUUCGCAGAUGAUAGAUAUUUAUUCGGUAUCUAGAUCUGUUUGAAGUCAUUGUAUAGAUAAGUCGUAGAGAAUAAUAAUACUUACAAAAUAGUAUCUGCAGCUAUUUAUUUUGUUUAAACAAUCUUUACAUGUAUAUAUAAUCAAGUGUAAUGAGUACAUACAACCAUGUGUACAAAUGUAAAUAAAAAAAUUAUGUGUAAAAUUAUGUCUUAUUUCUUAAUAAUCCUUAAAAAAUAUU